GCGCGUGCGCGGCAAAUGCGUUGAUUUCCGGCCUCCGAGUUGUUGGGACAUCGGAGACCCAGUUGGUUACUACACAGUUGGCCGUUCAGCAAACUGUGAACCAACGUGAUGUUGGCGUACAUCUGGCAGUACUUUUAUUCGUUCUUCCUUCGCUUCUGCUUGAAGUGGUUACUCAGGCAGCUCACGGGCAGAUGCGAGCUGCAGCGAAUUUGCUCCGGAUGCGCGCCGGGUUCUGUGAGGACAACGCGCGUAGGUGAGGAGAGCCACAGCUGGGUCGGUAUAGAAAACGAGUCUAUUCGUCCGCAUGUCACCCUCGCUUUAAUAAAAAUCUGCUCAUCACGGAGUGUGUGUUGUCUCAUUUCAGAGUACUCCCUGAAGAACUCCAAAAACAAGGUGUUGCGAGACGCCGUGAACAUGAAGGUAGAUGUCGUGAAGGACUGUGUGGCUCAGAUUAUGAGAGAAAAGAACAUCAUGGAGCAAAAAGAUCUUGUUUUUAAGGUGAGUUUUCAGCAAUGCCUGCUGCAGAUAAGUGGCUACAACACCCUGUUUGCAUCAGUGGAGAAUCUCAGGAAAGAGGCAUUUGACUCGGAAAACCAGCAACAUGAGGAAAUGCUUCUUAAGUUGUGGGACUUACUGAUGCCGUCGGUUACGCUAGAAUCUCGAGUCACAAAGCAGUGGGGGAGUAUUGGGUUUCAAGGCGAUGACCCCAAGACGGAUUUCCGAGGGAUGGGUGUACUUGGCCUCGUGAACCUGCUUUUUUUCAGUGAGCACUACACAGAUGCAGCACGGCGCGUCCUGUCUCAUGCCAACCACCCCAAGCUGGGGUACUCCUAUGCCAUCGUGGGCAUUAACCUGACAGAGAUGGCUUAUAGUUUACUGAGGACUGGGGCUCUGAAGCGUCACUUCUACAACAUGGUGACUGGGGAACCACAGCUGCACCACUUCCACCAGUUCUACUGCUACCUGGUGUAUGAAUUUGAUCAGUUCUGGAUGGAAGAGGAACCUGACAGCAUCAUGGACUUCAACCACUACAGAGAGAAGUUCCAUGAAAAGGUCAAAGGGCAUCUUCUGGAGCCAGAGGUUGCCCUCGUCUUGAACGUGGAUCCUAAUAACUGACUAGGGUUCCAGAGGAUCUCAAAUUACUUUGAACACAGUUUUUGUUCUCUGAUACAAAACUAAGAAGACUGAAUUCUAGCUUUUUAAGGACAUCUCUCCCAAACUCCUUAUUUCUAAACAGUAGUAAGACUGAUUUAAAAGCUUAAAACACUGAGCCAGUCAGUGUGCUCCUUUACACAAUACUGCAGAAUACUGGAGCUCGUGUGUGUGUGUGUGUGUGUGUGUGUGUGCUGAAUCAGACGAUCUCCACACAUAUGCUGAAAUAUUGCGUGAAAGGAGUAUUUAAAAGGUUUUGGUAGCUAAACCGGAGUUCUCCUCACACUCGCCUGCAUUUUAGCGUUUGAUUCCUGGUGGGUCCUUUGUGUUGACACACCACCUCAGGAGUUUGAUAUUUAUGUACGCAGAGGAAGACCAUAAGUUAUAAAUGACUUUUUUUUUUUUUUCUUUUUUUUUUUUAACUUAAGCUAAAUUGUCAUUGCACAUAGACAAUUUGAAUUUUUUUUGCAUGUUUUAAUGCGUUCCAAUUGUUAAUAAAUUUACUCCUGUGGUACACUUUAAGCAGGUGCUUGCCUCAUAACAGAAGUAAUUGGAUCAUGUACUCAGUGUUAGUAUGUAGAUAGUAAUAUUAACGGUGAAGUACUGGUAAUUGUGUGAAGUCCAGGAAUCUGGUUCUGUCCUGCCAUAGGAUUUGUGUCCUGUCUUAUUUUACAGCUGUGGAGGACAGUUUUGUAGUUCCAGUCACACUCUUAAUAUGCUUUGUACAAUUGGAUAAAUCAUUAAUGUUAAUAAAUUAAAUGAGUGGUAAA
Messenger RNA from Electrophorus electricus (electric eel), 1922 nucleotides. RefSeq names its product ELMO/CED-12 domain containing 2 (gene elmod2). Gene Ontology annotation, molecular function: GTPase activator activity. The record is from RefSeq and is a predicted model, not a curated record. Lineage: Eukaryota; Metazoa; Chordata; Actinopteri; Gymnotiformes; Gymnotidae. Gene Ontology annotation, cellular component: membrane.